AUGGCCAAAGGGGUUGACACUUUGCAAUCCCUGUACUCGUGUUCGGGGAGGUCGUUUUCCGACGGCCCUUCUUUGAACGCAGCAAGUGGGUCUCGUCGUACUGCUCGACGAGACUCAGGACAUCAACAAUCAGCUGGGCACGAGGCUUCCAGCUGUCCCGGGCCGGUGGAUAGCCACGCCGGCGGAAAAGGUAACUCGUCCGGACGCCAUUCACGUCGCGGUGGUUCAACAUACGCUCCACCAGAAAGCGUUGACCACCGCCAGAUUCCACCAAAGGAUGUGGUGGUGGCGGGAACACCUGAUUUUGCUCGAGGGUCGGAUCGUCUUAAUGUUUGGGAGCUGAACCGUGUAUCGGAACAGUUACAAGAUUACCUGUGUCGUGAACGGACUUGGCGUAAUGAGCUUCAUGACCUUGUAAGGGAUACGUACGAUUCCCUAAUGCACGAUCGUUCGGACGAUCGUGCUGCUUUUGCAUUCGCGCAACUUGAGAACGAGCCUUUGACUCGUUCUCUUCGUGACGAGCUGGCUGCAGCUCGUCAAGACAUCGCUCAACUGCGUGAGCAGGUCGCUUCGCUAGUCGAUUCGAGUGGUGCGUUUCAACGAGCCAGUCUAGUCGACCAGACUGGCUCGUUGAAACGCACCACUCGAAGGAGGUCUCGGCUCUUGACCGCGAAGGUGUUUUUUGCCUCUCGAAACGGGCUCGUACUGAUAGUACGGUCGGAGACGUCCAACGUAAACGUAGGAUGA
Peronospora matthiolae is the source of this 747-nucleotide messenger RNA. NCBI's taxonomy places the organism in Eukaryota, Oomycota, Peronosporomycetes, Peronosporales, Peronosporaceae. The record is from the annotation of a GenBank genome assembly.